Molecule: messenger RNA, 999 nt
Organism: Drosophila kikkawai
Lineage: Eukaryota; Metazoa; Arthropoda; Insecta; Diptera; Drosophilidae
Source: RefSeq, a predicted model, not a curated record
UCUAGUAAUCUAGUAAUAUUUAGUAAUUAUUUAAACCAGACUUUGUUCUGGCUCCCCCAAAAUUCCAACACUGUUCGAUGGGCACCAAGGGCAAGGCGGGAUUGGACUUCACCAGCAAGGUGGUCCUAAUUACAGGCGCAGCCUCUGGCAUUGGUGCCGCCACGGCUGAAAUGUUUGCGAGGCUGGGCGCCAGCUUGGCGCUGGUGGAUCGCGAUGAGGAAGGCCUAAUGGGCGUAAUGAAAAGGUGCGUGUGCUUAGGUAACAAUCCGUAUGGCAUAGCCGGGGACCUUCUCAAGUUACCCGAGAUCGAGUGUAUUGCGGAGAAAACCAAGGAGCGGUAUGAUGGUCAGUUGGAUGUCCUAGUGAAUGGAGCAGGCAUUAUGCCCACGGGGACCCUGCAAACCACCGAACUGACCUGUUUCUCCCAUGUGCAAGAUGCCAAUGUGCGGUCCUUGUUUUACUUAACCAAACUGCUGCUCCCGCAGCUGCUCCAUUGCAGGGGCAGCAUCGUAAACGUGUCCUGCGUCUGUGGGAUGCGCGCCUUACCGAAUCAAGUGGCCUACAAUAUGUCGAAGGCAGCGGUGGAUCAGUUCACCCGCUCUUUAGCCCUGGAUCUGGGCCCGCAGGGCGUCCGCGUAAAUGCAGUGAAUCCUGGCGUGAUACGAACCAAUCUACAGAAAGCCGGAGGAAUGGAUGAGGAUAGCUACUCGGAGUUUCUGGAGCGAUCAAAUCAGACUCACGCCCUGGGUCGGGUAGGAGAUCCCGCCGAGGUGGCUUCGGCUAUCUGCUUUCUGGCCAGCGAACUGGCUAGCUUUGUGACAGGCGUCACCCUGCCUGUGGAUGGUGGCAAGCAACUUAUGUGUCCUCCCUAAGUCCUCAGUUUCUUGAUAAAUUUCUCGCCACGGUUCAACUGCGUUCACGGAGUUGUUGUCAUCAAAUCAAAUCCUCAGUUUAUGUAGAAAAAAGAAAAAGAAAAAAAGUUCUAAUAUUUGGUUUAAA